CACUUAUUGCUUUGUUUUGGAAAGAAAUUAAUAAUAAUUAUCAGUAAAAUGGAGAAACUGGAGGCCCUGAAGAUGUCCUCGAUGCGUCCGCGCAGCAACAUCCUGGACAGACCGCUUUCCAAGGGCAAAACGGAGGUUUCCCAGAGCAUUGUGGCGCUGCUCUUCAGCGAAAUCGUUCAGUACUCGCAGAGUCGAGUGUUUACAGUGCCAGAACUGCAAACCAGGCUCCAUGACUUGGGCCAAGAUGUGGGCACCCGUAUCAUCGAUUUGUACUUCGUAAGGGAGCGGAGUUCUAAAAGGGAAACGAAAUUAACCCAAAUGCUGCUCUUCGUAAAGACGACUGUUUGGAAAAACCUCUUUGGCAAGGAGGCGGAAAAACUGGAGCACGCCAACGAUGAUGAGAGAACCUACUAUAUCAUAGAAAAGGAACCGCUGGUCAAUACAUUUAUCAGUGUGCCCAAGGAUAAGGGCUCUCUGAACUGUGCCAAUUUCACGGCAGGCAUAGUGGAAGCUGUGCUUACGAAUUGCGGAUUUCCCUGCAAGGUCACCGCCCACUGGCACAAGGGCACCACGUACAUGGUCAAGUUCGAGGACUUUGUCAUCGCCCGCGACAAGCAGAUGGAGGAGAAAUAAAUUCAGUUUACUUAACAUUA
Messenger RNA from Drosophila takahashii, 653 nucleotides. It is a transcript of the gene Trs31, whose product is annotated as trafficking protein particle complex subunit 31. Gene Ontology annotation, cellular component: TRAPPII protein complex; TRAPPIII protein complex; TRAPPI protein complex. The record is from RefSeq and is a predicted model, not a curated record. Gene Ontology annotation, biological process: endoplasmic reticulum to Golgi vesicle-mediated transport. Lineage: Eukaryota; Metazoa; Arthropoda; Insecta; Diptera; Drosophilidae.